Molecule: messenger RNA, 1416 nt
Organism: Miscanthus lutarioriparius
Lineage: Eukaryota; Viridiplantae; Streptophyta; Magnoliopsida; Poales; Poaceae
Source: the annotation of a GenBank genome assembly
AUGGCGGCGGCGGCGGAGCAGAUCCCAUCCCCACCCACCUACAGGUUCCGGCCUACGAAGCGCGAGCUGGUCAAGUUCUACCUCCUCCCGGGCGCCCGUGGCCAGGAUCCAUUUCCCGGUGUCAUCUUCGAGGACGACGCGGCGGGGAGCACGUUGCCCUGGGACCUCUUCGAGCGCCACGGCGUGGGGAGCGAGGACGAGGCCUAUUUCAUCGUGCGCGCCAGCGAAGCCAAGAAACCCGGCGCCCGCCAGGACCGCGGCUGCGACGGCGGCGUCGGGAUUUGGAAGAUGCAGAGCAGCCUCGAGAAGUGCCUGCGCGUCCGAGGCAAGAGGAUCAGGGUCCAUGUCAGCAAUCUCAACCUGCACAUGGGCAAAGGCAAGGACAGCGGCAGCGUCGGGUGGGUGAUGCACGAGUACACCAUCGCCGCGCCGCCCUGCCCGUCGCCCGUCAAAAUCUGCCACGUUGCCUUCAGCGGCCACGGGCGGAAGCGCAUGCGCGUGCCGGAUGGGCAAGAAGUCUGCCAGAGUAGUGGUCACGCGCGCGUCGGCGCCACCGCGUCAGAUCUUCCUUGUUCUGGGGCAAUGCUCGAUCACUGCUCCUCGGGCGUGGCGUAUGCUUCUGGAGACGAAGAAUCCUCACACCUCGUUCUGACCGACGACGACACCUUCCGGCAGAGCCCUCUUCUUGAUAGCAGCGACUUGCAGUGCUUCCCGUCCGCAGCGUCAGAGCAGUACCCAGAGUUCCCUCUUCUUGAUAGCAGCGACUUGCAGUGCUUCCCGUCUGCAGCGUCAGAGCAGUACCCAGAGUUCCCUCUUCUUGAUAGCAGCGACUUGCAGUGCUUCCCGUCCGCAGCGUCAGAGCAGUACCCAGAGUUCCCUCUUCUUGAUAGCUGCGACUUGCAGUGCUUUCCGUCCGCAGCGUCAGAGCAGUACCGAGAGUUGGAGGCGCAGGUGACCAUGCCGGUGGCGCGGCAGCUAUCUGCAGGAGAACUGGGGUUCUGGAGCUCGAUAGGGGUUGAUGUGGAGAGCAAUAACAGUUUUGAUCAGGAGCAGUCCACAGAGGUCCAGAGCUGGGUGGCGCCCAACACCGACGCCAUGGCAACAGGGGUCCAGAGCAGCUAUGUGGUGCCCAGCAUCGGCGCCAUGGCAACAGGGGUCCAGAACAGCUGGGUGGUGCCCAGCAACAGCGCCAUGGCAACAGGGGUCCAGAGCAGCUGGGUGGUACCCAACACCGGCGCCAUGGCAACAGGAGUCCAGAGCAGUUGGGUGAUGCCCAACACUGGCGCCAUGGCAGGAGACCUUGAUGACUUCUGCAGGUCUUUACUGGCUAAAGUGCCGACCAACUGCGCGGUGCCGGACUUUGGCAACAUGGCCACCAGAACGCUGGGCGGUGGCUGCUCAUUGAUCUGUAAGUAG